AUGGAUAACAGUGAUAGUAUUGAUGGAUUUGAAGAUUCUUCUAUAAACACAAAUUUAUAUCAAAUUCCAUGUACAAAUGAAAUAUUAAUUGAUUCUCAUAAAAGAACUACAACAAGUAUUAGUUUUGAAAAAAAUGGAAAUAGAUUUCUAAGUGGAGGAAAUGAUUGUAAAAUUCAAAUGUUUGAUUUCACUAUUAUGGACUCAAGAUUUUUACCUUUUCGAGAACUUCAAGGAUUUGAAGGAAAUAUAAUUAAUUCAAUUUCUCAUUCAUUUAAUGAUCAAUUAUUUAUUACUGGAACUUCAAAUGUACAAAUUAAAUUAUUUGAUAGAGAUGGAAAAUUGAAAACAGGGUCUAAGAAAGGAGAUAUGUACAUUGUUGAUUUAAAGAAAACAUUUGGACAUACUAGUGAAGUUACUCAAGUUCAAUUUUCUCCAAUUUUUGAAAAUGAGUUUAUUUCAACAUCUGUUGAUGGAACAUUAAGAAUUUGGGAUAUUAAUACAAUGGAAACAUCACAAAAAGAAGUUAUUAAAUUGUUUAAAACAAAAAGAUCAGCUGGGACAUCUUGUAAUUAUAAUUCUUUUGGUAAUUUAAUAUGUGUAACUCAUGAUAAUGUAAUUGAUGUAUUUGAUACUAAAACACCAAAAAUACAUCCUAUUUAUUCCUACAAAACAAAUUUAUCAUAUCAUACAUCUGUUCAAUGGUAUUGUAAUGACACAAUGAUGAUUACAAGAAAUAAUGAUGGUUUAUAUAUUUUUGAUAAUAAAAUAAAUAAAUGUAUUAAAUAUAUUGAAGUAAAAUGUCCAACACUUCAUAAUAAUGUCAUUGUUAGUCCUGAUAAUCGAUUUAUUCUAUGUUGUAAUGAUACUCAUCUUCAAUUUAUUAAUACAUCUAAUUAUGAAUUAUGUGAUGAAGUUGAAUUAGAAAAAGGAACAUUUAUUGAAUGGAAUGAUUGUAUUAACCAAAUAUUUGUUGGAGAUGACACUGGUCAUAUUCAUAUAUUCUUUGAUGAAACACUAAGUAGAGAUGGAUGUUUAUUAUGUAAAGAUAAAUUCAUAGAAAAUUUACCACAACAAAUCAUGGAUAUGAAUAUAAUUAAACAAAAACCAUAUCAUCAUAAAAAAUACAAACAUAAACAACAAAAAGAAAAUAAUAUUGAUUUAGAAUAUAAACCAUUAUAUAAAGAUGAAACUAAUGAAUCUUUUAAUUCUACUAUUCAAUUAAAACAAGAUUUUACUCUUGUUGAUCCUAGAAAAGCAUUAUUUAAAUAUAAUACAGACUAUCCAGAAUUAAUAAAAAGAGAAACUAUAUUACAAGAAAUAAAUGAAAAUGAUGAAAAUGAAUAUCAAGUAAAAAGAAAAUUAGAUUAA
Entamoeba dispar SAW760 is the source of this 1368-nucleotide messenger RNA. RefSeq names its product WD repeat-containing protein, putative. Lineage: Eukaryota; Evosea; Mastigamoebida; Endamoebidae. The record is from RefSeq and is a predicted model, not a curated record. Gene Ontology annotation, cellular component: site of double-strand break; nucleus. Gene Ontology annotation, biological process: regulation of DNA double-strand break processing. The transcript is spliced from 2 exons. Bases 1 to 1368 code for a protein of 455 amino acids. Gene Ontology annotation, molecular function: protein binding.